Pungitius pungitius (ninespine stickleback) is the source of this 2122-nucleotide messenger RNA. It is a transcript of the gene acot8, whose product is annotated as acyl-CoA thioesterase 8. The record is from RefSeq and is a predicted model, not a curated record. Gene Ontology annotation, cellular component: peroxisomal matrix. The transcript has 6 exons. Bases 110 to 1054 code for a protein of 314 amino acids. Lineage: Eukaryota; Metazoa; Chordata; Actinopteri; Perciformes; Gasterosteidae. Gene Ontology annotation, biological process: fatty acid catabolic process; acyl-CoA metabolic process. Gene Ontology annotation, molecular function: fatty acyl-CoA hydrolase activity.
CUCCUCAAUGCGUUAUUUUCCAACCUCAGAAACCCCCCAAAGAAGAAGAAGUAAGUACUCGCAGACAGGAGGAAAAGAAGAAGAAGAAAACAUUUUUUUUUUUUAAAACAUGGCGACGAAGGAGGCCGGUGAGAGUGAGCACACAACUUCAACCCCUGAAAAUGACCUCAGGAGCGUGCUGGUCACCAGCGUGCUCAACCUGGAGGAGCUCGACGUGGACCUGUACAGAGGGACGCACCACUGGGUGCCCCGCAGUCAACGUCUGUUUGGGGGCCAAAUUGUGGGCCAGGCCCUCGUGGCCGCCGCCAAAUCUGUCGGUGACAAACUCUUCGCCCAUUCUCUCCACUGCUACUUUGUACGAGCGGGCGAUCCUAAGGUUCCGGUGCUGUACCAGGUGGAGCGCACCAGAGACGGGCGCAGUUUUGCGGUGCGCUCCGUGAAGGCGAUCCAGCACGGGCAGCCCAUCCUCACGUGCCAGGCCUCGUUCCACAUGCAGCAGCCGAGUCCCCUGCAGCACCAGUUCACCAUGCCGCUGGUCCCGCAGCCCGAGGACCUGCUCACCGUGGAGGAGCUCAUUCACCUUUACCUCAGUAAACCAGACCUGGCAGAGAAAUCAAAGCAAGGUCUGAACAAACUGCUGGCCAACGAGGUCCCCAUUGAGAUCAAGCCAGUGAACCCCCCACACUCUUACAGGCGCACUGCAAGCGAGCCCAAGAAGCUGUUUUGGGUGCGAGCGCGAGGACACAUCGGCGAAGGCAACAUGAAGCUGCAUUGCUGCGUUGCCGCCUACGUGUCCGACUUUGCGCUGCUGGGCACGGCGCUGCUGCCCUACCCCAACCACAGGGUGCACUUCCUGGCCUCCCUGGACCACGCCAUGUGGUUCCACAGCACAUUCCGCGCCGACGAGUGGAUGCUGUACGAGUGCGAGAGCCCCUGGGCAGGGGGGAGCAGAGCGCUGGUCCAGGGCCGACUGUGGAGAAGAGACGGGGUGCUGGCCGCCUCGUGCUCCCAGGAGGGCGUCCUGAGAGUGAAGGAAGUGUCCAGCAAACUUUAAGCACAUUCAUGACACUUACUUUAUUUGUGGUUGAUCACAUAAAUAUUGUUUUUAACUAAUGUUCCAAUUAUUUAAUUUAUAACAAAGACAUUUAUAAAAUAUAUUUUAUUAGGAAAAUGCUCAAACCUAACGUUUUUUCCACUUAAUAAACAUCAUUUUUUAAUAGAUGAAUUCUGGUGUUUGUUAGUAUUCUCAUAAUGAAGUUCAUGCUCGUAUCUACUUAUCCUUCUACAAUCUACCACAAAAACAUAAACCAACAGUUCCCAUGUAUCCAACUGACCUGAAAGUUCACCAAGGUAGAAACUUGGAUGCUAUAACAUCAGGAUACCUGCCUUUCUUAAAUGCAACUAUCCCAGCAGCUGACACAUGGGUGCCCCCCACCUCCCAUUUUGUAAAGAUCUGACUUUCAAAAAGGAAUAAAGCAAGUUAAUAGAAUGCAGAGAGAAGGACAGUGAAGGGGAGGAACAGCCUGAUCCUCAAGUAUUGAUUGGAAAAAUAACAAAUUAUUGUGGAGGAAAUGUUCUGAUCUACCAAUGGAGGAUGAAAAAAGUGCAAUCAUGGGAGAGAAAGAAAGCUUGAAAAAUGUACAGACUGAUCCUCCAGCAGAGACGUAUGAAAGGGGAAAUGAUUGAUGAGCAGGACAGGAUGAAAUUGUGCAGGUGGUUCUUGCAGUGGUUUGCAUAAUGCUUAAAGGCUGGAGACGAUGUCAGCCACCAACGUCUGGACUAUUGUACGGUAUUUGCUUUUUAGGGCCUCUAGGUUCUGCCUCACAAGGCUGAAGAUGAAAUGACGAUAUAAUAAUGGAAAGACGUAUAAAGAUGGCUCUUUGGUUUCUUGCAGGUCCCACUCUCGAUAGUUCUGCAUCUAUUAGAAUGUGCUGAACAAACAAAUGUUUUUCUGAUACGACAUGUCCCAUGUCUGCGUAUAACAGAUGGAAAUUCCUUUUGUAUUUUGAAACUGCUUUAUGAAAUAUUCCUGUAUUGGUUUUCUUUCUGUAAAGUCAUUGUCAAUAAAGCUAUCAUAGGGGAUCAUGGAAGCUGGUAUGACCGGGCUUUCAUAAAGCAUGAA